Messenger RNA from Schistosoma rodhaini, 1852 nucleotides. NCBI's taxonomy places the organism in Eukaryota, Metazoa, Platyhelminthes, Trematoda, Strigeidida, Schistosomatidae. The record is from the annotation of a GenBank genome assembly.
UAACAUAAAGACACUAAAUGAAUGAUUGGGUAGACACUUUGUUCUCAUUCGAGAUUCUUAAUCAGCGCUCACUCGUGACCACACAGAAAAUCUAACUGCCAACAGUGAAGUAUCACCAUCUCGUUGGGAUAAACAAUUGAGAUCCUAAGGUCAGCAUUUCCAACUUCAACUAGAUUUCGAUGUUUCGUAAUCACCAUCUGAUGUUAUCCAUAUUCCGUUGUCCAUCUCAGAGAUGUCUUGUUCGCUAUGAACUCUGAGCAUCCCAUAUUCUAGUGAGUAUAGAAACGUGAGUGUAUGCUAGUGGCAUUUCCCUAAGUGGAACGAAACCACUGUUUAUUACUUGUUGGUUAACAAUAAAAUCAGUUUGUAGUGAGACGUGGUAUUCAGGUUACACGAAAAUUUCCACAAACCCAUAUCAGUAAUCAGUUUUGUUAUUGUUCCGAACAAAGUGUUCUAUUCAUAGUAGAUGGAAUAUGUAUUAAUAAGACACAUGAUACCAGUUUAUCAUAAUCACCUGUCACAUUUUCUAACUAACGUUUCUUACGCGAUUAUGUAGUCGUCUGUAUUAACUGUUUAUUCCCCACUAACGAACGUUUGCAUUUCAAACACAUGGAUAAUGAUUUAGAUUGCUUCAGAUGUGUACAUAACAACUAUCUGUAAAGUGAUUCUCAACUCAAUGCCUUGAUUAUCGGGAAACUCCUGGUAAUCUAAGAUCAAGAAUGUACACAGUAAACGCUAAUUCUAAUACACUAGUUAUAAAUCUAAUCGCUUUAUGAUAUAAUUUUAUACUUCAGAAUACUUUUACUUUGUCAACAAACAACAUUAUAUUUUUCUUACACUCUAAAUCAAAAUUAGGAGAGCAUUUCUUGCUUGCUUCAUAAUCCGAGUUAAAAAUAUUUUUCUCGUUAUUUUAUUGUUACAGAGAAUCCCUUCGCUCGAUAUCAUAUGUAAUAAUUAUUCUGAAUUUGAGUGGAUUAGUUGGAAUUUAAAUUUUGACUUUCUGAAAUUCAUGCAUGAAAUCGCUAUCCAAUAAAUUUUUCAUAAUAAAGACGUUUGAUCGAACGUUUAAAAUAAACCUCCUGGAGUAAACUAAAAGAUGCAAUCUCAAAAGCAAGUUGGAACUAUACUUGAUCAGCCUGGAAAAUCAGUCCCACCUCGUAAUCUCACUUUAGUACCUCCACCUCAUCGACAAUGGACUAGUGGUAUUUGUUAUUGUUGUAAAAAUAGGGAUUGGGGUUGUUUCGCGGUAUGUUGUUACUUCUGUCUAUUAAAUCAACUGACAAAGGCAAUGAAUGAAAAAACUUGUUAUCCAUGUUUACCAUGGUGUGGAUUAGUAGGAUUGAGAAUGAAAAUGCGAACAACUUAUGGAAUAGAGGUAUGCUGAUUGAUUGCAAUCAUCCAUAUCUGUUCUGAUCAUUAAUCUCACAACUUCAUGCAACUAACGUAUAAACUUAUUCAUGUUAACAUUGCGUCUUAGUCAUUUCAACAUUAAUAAUUUUAUUUUGCUUAACAAUCCUCAAUUCACAUAAUGAAACCUUAAACGAUAUCCUUUGCCAUAAACCUGGUCACUUUUUGGAUAAUUAAUUUAGAUAUAUAUAUAUGUAGAAUCUGAAGCGAAUUGAUUGAAACGAAUAUUCUUUGUUCAUAUAUGAGUGCAAUGAAAGCGUUUUCCAUCUAAUUAUUAUUCGUUUAUUUUUUAAUAAAAUAAUCUUUUCUGUAAUCGUGGAUAGUACCACCUAAAAUCGAGAUGGUCAAUUAUCUUUAUCAUACUUAAAUAAUUUGUAGUCUCAGAUACAAAUAUAUAUUUUGGUAAAUAAAAUAUAAGUUUUAAGCAAAGAUGGAUGGUGGCUAG